Pichia membranifaciens NRRL Y-2026 is the source of this 2106-nucleotide messenger RNA. RefSeq lists its product as hypothetical. The coding region runs from base 432 to 2081 and encodes 549 amino acids. Gene Ontology annotation, cellular component: Rpd3S complex. Gene Ontology annotation, biological process: regulation of transcription by RNA polymerase II. The record is from RefSeq and is a predicted model, not a curated record. Lineage: Eukaryota; Fungi; Ascomycota; Pichiomycetes; Pichiales; Pichiaceae. The transcript has a single exon.
AUCCGUAGAAUCUUUUCGCAACUCUGAGCAUAUCUUGCUGUUAUCUGAAGCCGUGGUUGUAAUCUAUCUCAACACAACCUCCGACGGUGACGUUGCUUUUGAGCCCCAACCAGGGGCGCAGAACGGCACACCCUUUUAUACACCUUUCUCUUCCAGCCUUUCUCAUUUUUUUCAGCAACUUCGAAAAUGACUCUAGCCAGAAGCUAAGCGCGGUUACCGCAUUAGGCAUCCACGACAGGAAAGCGUGUUGCAACCCUCUUUCUGGCGUCCCGUCUCUCGCAUGUUUUGGCGACUUUCCCACAAGAGGAGGAGAAAAGACCAGGCUUUGAAAGUAAAUGCUGAGGAGUUAGUCGCUGGCUGGGAGAGAAAGCUGUCAGUUGAGACAGAGAAACAGCGAAACCUCCGAAGAGAAUUUACCCCGCGUGUUGAUUAUGCUGACGGGAAGAAGAAGCCGGUCCAAGAGCAAGAGUGAUUCUGGAAAAGAGGAGGGAAGUUCUGAUGCUGAAACCAGGGGAGGAUUUGUGGAGCCUGUGUUGGCCGAGUGCAACAUAGUCACGGGGCAAAAAAUGGAGGACCCUCCAUCUGUGAAGGUGAAGAAGGAGCUGGGUGCGUUCAAACGAGGAACGAAACACGUUGCAGAGACCCCUGCAGUGGCCGAACGUAUGGUCCAGUACAGGAACAGUCUAAAAUCAUCCAAAGAGAUUGAAAAAUCCACCAACUUGAGUGAAAUUCGAACGAGUUUGAAAAGGGAGCACGACGAAAACACCGACGAGCCCUACGACACGAGAAAAAUCCGCAAGAACUCGGCUAAGACGGAGAAGAAGUUGGGAAGGAAGGGCGACGUCAACACUACCAAGACGAAAUCCUUCCUUUCGGCACCCAAGGACGUGAGAAUGGGGAAGGAACAUGGCAUUGACGCAGAGUCAGAGGCUACGCCGCCAGUGCAGCCGGAUUCUCCGGCUCUGAAUAACGAUUACUGCUCCUGCUGCGGGAUGACGGGGAUGUUUUUAUGCUGCGAAUCAUGUCCCAAGUCAUACCACUUCCAGUGUAUUAAUCCACCGGUCGACUCCAACAACCUACCCGACUCCUGGUUCUGUCGAGAGUGCACAAAGAAGAAGGUUCUCGAAGAAGAGGGUAGAAACGGUGGCAGCAAGUCGAUAAUGCUCAACGUGGGUGUUUACUCCAAAUUGUUUGACAACAUAGUGUUCCAGGAUCCAAUCUCUUUCCAGUUACCGAAAGAGAUCAUUGAGUCUUUUCAGGGCAUAUCGAUAGACCGAUUAUGUGACUACAACGACGAAUCGUUCAAACCGACGAAAACGUACAAGCAGCUGGUGAAAGAGUUUGAUGACCCUCUCCACGGAAUAUACGACAAAAAUAACAACCCGCUGUUUUGCUACUACUGUGGUGAAAGUGGUGUCAAGAAGGAGUUAAUAAAUUGUGACUACUGCCCAUUGACAUGGCAUCUAGAUUGCUUGGAUCCGCCUAUCACGAGCGUGAAGAAGCUAGGCUCCAAGUGGAAGUGCCCGAACCACGUGGAUGACCUAGAAAAGCCUAUCAGGAGGUUUAAGGAUCAACAGAUCGUCCAAGUAUCUAACAUCAAGAGCUUCGAAAACUCCGGAAAACUACCGGUGAACUCGAAUAUAGAAAUAAUAAAUAUUGAAGAUAAACUCCAAGCAUUAAAGGACCAGAUGAAACUCUUGCAUGACAAUAACAACUCCAGUCUGAAGUUCAGUAACUUGACUUUUCAAAUCAACGAAGAAGACAUUAUACUCAAUUUCAUAAAUGCAAACAAAAUACGGAAACUCAACGAGAACGAUGAGAAUUUCCAAACCUUAAUGAACUUGCAGCCCAAUUUGAAAGACUACGUUCUAAGUUUGAGUCAGUUGAGUAAGAAAUCUCUACUUGAUAACGAGUUCAGGUUGCUAAACUUGCAACAUCUUUUGAAAGUCUCAGAUGAAGAGCUUAAGGUGGAAAAGAAAGAUUUCACGGAUGAAGAAAUCAAGGAGUUCCAGAUUAUCAAGCGGUUGAUUCAACAGAAGGGCAAAGAGAAAUUAAUGAAGUUUUUGAACUUUUCUUCGUGAUUCUUGACCUGUAUAACAUUUUAUA